AUCAUCAACGCGUCAUAUAAUGUUUCAGCGGACGCCCCUCCCCCUGUCUCGUUUUUUCCCCUCACUCAACCUCUCCUUUGACUCACAGAGGCGGCUCACCACUGGUGCACGGACCGUGGAGAAUACGGGCAGAAGAUGGCUGACUUAGCCGGGCACCGCAAGCCCUCGGCGGCAUCGCCAGCGUCACACGGGCCGCUGAAAAGCUGCAAGACAUCCGCCGUCUGGCGACUGUAAACAGCUGCCGCUGCCUCUCUCACCCCCUCCUCUCCCUUCCUCACCGCAAAUAUUGACAGAAGUAUCACAGAGAAAACAUGGCAGAGAUGGAAAAAGAGGGCAGACCUCCGGAAAAUAAAAGAAGCCGAAAACCAGCUCACCCGGUGAAAAGGGAGAUAAAUGAAGAGAUGAAGAGUUUUGCAGAGAACACCAUGAACGAGCUGCUGGGCUGGUACGGCUAUGACAAGGUGGAGCUGAGAGACUCUGACAACCUGGAGAUCGGGGAGACGCCACAGCACAUCUCUGUCCUCAAAGAGAACUUGUUGCCAAAAAUCCCACCUUCAACAGAGAGUGGCGAAGGCUCUCCGGAUCGAGCCAACAGCUCCCAGUCUUUGCCAGCGUCCAGGAACGGAGUCACAGAGCCCUCCACCACACCGUCCACCUCCACGCCCAGUAGCAAGGAACAUGGCAACCUGCCCAUCAUAGUCCCCAUGAUCCCCCCGCCACUGAUCAAGCCCCCUGCAGAUGAAGAUGCAUCCAAUGUGCAGAUCAUGUGCGCCUGGUGCCAGAAGGUUGGUGUCAAACGCUAUUCUCUGAGCAUGGGGAGUGAGCUGAAGAGCUUCUGCAGUGAGAAGUGCUUCGCCGCCUGCCGCAGAGCCUAUUUUAAGAGAAAUAAGGCGAGAGACGACGAUGGCCUCGGUGGGAAAUUACCCCAGCACAGCUUUACUCAGGACACGCCCAGGCUUGUCUUCAAGACAAACAGCGAUGUGCUUGUGUGUGACUGGUGCAAACAUAUUCGCCACACUAAGGAGUACCUGGACUUUGGUGCUGGUGAGCGAAGGCUGCAGUUCUGCAGUGCCAAAUGCCUGAACCAAUAUAAGAUGGACAUUUUCUACAAGGAGACCCAGGCUGCGCUGCCUGGAGCACUGUGUAACCCAGGACAUGGGACUGGUGGGGAUGGUAAGCUGGAGUGUGGUGGAGGGGUACAGCUGCUCACUCCGGAAUCUUGGGGAACGCCGUUAACAGACCUCCGUCGUAAAGCUCCGUCACCAGGGGGGCCUUCCACCACCUCUGCUUUGGCCCCUUCCACUUCCUCUGCCACCUCGCCCUCAGACACUGCUGCCCUCUGCUCCCCAUCCUCUUCCUCCUCAAACAAGAUCCCCACACCCAGGCCCCACGAGAGCCCCACACUUCCCCCUCCGCCUGUUCCCAGUAUGCACCCACCUGUCGGGGUUCCCUCUGGUAGUCCUCCCAUGGUGAUGACACCCCGGGGACCCAUGCCCCUGCCCCUGUUCAUGGAGCAUCAAAUGAUGCAGCAUAUCCGUCCACCAUUUCUUCGUCCCUCUGCCCACCCAGCAGGGCCCAAUAGCCCCUUGUCAAACCCUAUUAUCCCUGGUAUUGGUCCACCACCUCCCCCUAGGACCAUUGGUCCAGCAUCAAGCCCCAUGCACAGGCCCCUGCUGUCUCCACAUGUCCACCCCUCAUCCAAUCCAAACCCUGGCAUGAUGCCUCCCCAUCCUGGACUCCCCAUGCCAGGCAUGCCCCCUUUCCCACCAGUCAACAUGAUGCCCAAUGGACGCAUUCCUCUGCCCCCAAUGAUGAACUUUGGCAUGCCAUCCUUGGCCCCUUUGGUACCCCCACCAACUCUCUUGGUCCCUUACCCUGUCAUUGUACCCCUCCCAGUCCCAAUUCCUAUCCCAAUCCCAAUUCCCUUCAGUCCCAAAGCUUCCAGGGACCAGCCGGAGAGAAGUGGCUCCGUCCGAAGUGCUCCAGAGUCCUCUGAAGCUUCAGCUUCUAGGCUCCACUCUCCAGGUUCCUCUGGAGGUGACAGAGGGGAGCAGAAAGUAGAGCCAGCUGGUACAGAGCAUCUCUCUCCUGUACGCUCUGAGAGAAGCAGGACAGCGUUAGUGGACUUGACUGUGAAGGCAGAGGACAAUUCGGGCAACCUGUGUCUAAGCAGCGGCCCCGGACCGAUGGAUGGAGUGAUUGAUCUAACUGUGGGCCAGAGGUCAUGCCAACAGCAGGUAAUUCAGAUGAUGCUACCUGGGGUCCAGGUCAAAGUAGAGGCAGAGGCUGACUCAAGAUCUCCACCAGCUACUGGGUUGGGGAGGGAAGGGAAGGGUAGUCGUGAUGGGGGGGAGGGGGCCCUCUCACAGGGCCUCCUCAGUGCUACCGAGCUGGAAGGGGCCACACUCCCAAGCACACUGGAAUCAUCAGGCCCACCCUCCAGCAACAGCAGCCCUUCUUGCAAUGCGGAUCCUCCAGUGAGCCUGCUAAAUCCCUGUAUCUCCAAUCUUACCCCACCACCCUUACCUAGCACAGCACGGACCCAGCCACAACCCUUGCCCCAGCUCCAAACUAGCCCUGCUGCCCCAUGUAAUGUCAUAGUCAAUGGUACGGGAUGGCAUUCGCUUCCCCCUCCUGCCUUUGAGUCUUGCCCUGACCGGAGAGGAGACAGCGUUACAGGAGAAGGAGAGGCAGAGGAGCAGCCAGCCAAUGGUGAGCUAGAGCGUGAAGCAUUGAAAGAGAACAAUUGCUCGGUCGGAGAUUGGGAGCCGGGGAGGCGGGGCCCAGUGCAAGACGAGAUGGCGGACACAGUGGAGGGUAAGCCAGACCCUGACUCCAACUUGGAGGAGGGUGAGCACGCCUAUGCCCUGCCACUGCUGUCUACCGGAGGCUGUGUCGUCAUCCAGCCUGUGCCAAAGCCCGGCGCUGACAAGACAGCCAUCCUGUCCUGCUCCAUCAGUGCCCCUGUAUCAGCAGCCGGGAGCCCCGAGUUGGAGCCGCCACUGAAGAGGAGGUGUCUGCGAAUCCGCAAUCAAAACAAAUGAGAUGGACGCUCUGAGGACCACAGUGCCAUCAAUGACACUCACUUGUCCACCCCCCACCUCCAAAUCCCACUCCUCCCAACUACACCACCGCACACGUGCACACACAAACAAUUUUCUUGUCCUCACUCAUCGUCCAGUCUACCAGCACCACAAAUCGCCUUUGACGACUGAUGAGAGUCCAAUCAAAUAUGUUGAUGUGUAUCAUAGUCGAGCAGACAGGACUCCUUUUGUCCAUGUGACAGACACUCUGAUGGACUGAACUUCUACAGACUUGAUGUCAUGGCCAGCAGGAUCGCUUGAUCUUUGAACUGCAGACAGUGUCCCUGCAACAGGAGGACUUUACCCCGCUGCUUCUCUCCUCAUUUAGAGACUCUCAGCCCACACUGGCUCUUAUAGCUUAUCCACUCUCCCCUAUCAACGCAAAUGCCCCCUGUAUUGUCUGUUACUAUGGAACACACUAUGAGCUGCUGCUGGGACAUUAGUGAAGGAGCCCCGUAGAGAGAUUUCCAUCCCUCAGUGAAAUGCUCCUAUUUCGGUCCAACCUGGUGCCACACCACAGGUACAAAAUCUCUGCUCCAGUAAGUGUUAUUUUUUCUCACACAGUUUGUCACUAAGGUAUAGACCUAUUUCACAAUGUUUCGAUUGUAGAGCCACAGAGCUGGCAAAAAUGGCAGAAAUUCUGCUGUAUUUUCUUGGCCUUUGCUUGUGCACAACCAGCAAAAAUGUACUUGCCAACCUAACAUGUGUUCUGGGUAAUUGUGAUGGGUGGUAGCUAAAAAGAAGCACAAGCAUGAAUACUGUUAAUGUAAUAUGACUGAAGGACAAUUUAAAAAGAUAUUUCAAUCAGAGGCUGCAGAACAGUCCUUGAGAAUUAUUCCGACUUAUUCAGUAAACUAAAGAAUCAAAUGUUCACCAGCAAUUAAUUGUCCUGUGGCAUCUCUUGGUUUGCUCUUAAAGUUCAUUGAACCUCAAUAUUUAUUGUUGCAAAAAAUGAGACAGAAUCAUGAUAAUCAUUCCUUCUACAGAGUUUUGCACCCUCAAGAAUGCAGACUGUAUGCUUAUACAGUAAGUUGUGCUAGUAACAGUAAUGGGGGCCCCUGCUGUUUCAAAGCUUACUGCACCUACAAAAGAACUGGGAUGACAUGGCAAUGUAGAAACUCUGCCAACCUGCAAUGGGUACUUGGUACCGCAGGCUAGUUCUUAAUCUUUUCCACUGGUGAUGUUCCUGUAAUGGGUUAGUUUGAGACUGGCUGCACUGAAUUUAGAGGGGGCGGAGGGAAGCCAGCUCUUUCAUAAAUAAUUCUGUUGGGACCUGGAGGAAAGUAAUACUACAGAAAUAUUUCUACAAUAAACACACCAAGGAAAAACUCAAUUGGAGAUAAUUUGAGAAAUAUUUAAAAUGUUGCCUCUUGGUUGUCCACCAAUCCUGCCAAGUUGUUUUAAUAUUAGUUUUAAGCCACAUUUAAAGCCAGUGUUUUCCUUGAUUCAGUGUCAUGCUCUGUGUACAGCUUUUUGGGCACUUUAAGUAAAUGCAACACAACUGUCACCCAUCCAGUUCGAUCUGAUCUAGUGACACUGUAGCUUAAGCAUGUGAGCUAGGACUCCAUCAAACAAAGCCAGCAUUUAGUUUACACUCCUAUGGAGGAGGUACAUUGUACCAGUGCAAGACAAGGUAUUAUCAUAUGCCAAAGGCCUCUGGUGUGUUGAAGCAAAACAUGUCACCUAGUUUUCAGUGGAAAUGGGAUUUGAAACUGAAGAUUUGACCAGAUAAUUUAUAGUUGCCAAAAUAACAAGCACUUAUUUAAAAAAAAAAAAAAAAAGGAAG
This is a messenger RNA of Morone saxatilis (striped sea-bass), 4869 nucleotides long. RefSeq names its product sine oculis binding protein homolog (Drosophila) a (gene sobpa). The coding region runs from base 312 to 3044 and encodes 910 amino acids. The transcript is spliced from 7 exons. Lineage: Eukaryota; Metazoa; Chordata; Actinopteri; Moronidae. Gene Ontology annotation, cellular component: nucleus. Gene Ontology annotation, biological process: animal organ development. The record is from RefSeq and is a predicted model, not a curated record.